UAGUGUUAGCAUAAGGUCUGGACAAACAAUAACAAGAUCGUUGAAUACAAUACGGUACAGAGUGCACCUCGUGGAAGUUAAUAUUUUUUGUUCAAAUAUUAAUUAUUAACAAUGUGGUGCAAGUAUUGAAUUUUUAGUAAUAAGAAAGCAGUCAGUGAAUAUAUAAUCAAGAUUAUUUAGGUUUCGUUGCUUAAUAAAAGUUAUUAACAAUAUGAACCCUCCUCAUUCUCCACACUCAGCUUGGUUAGAUCUUUCUCAAAAUCAAAUGGAACAUACUACGCUUGAAGAUAUAUAUAACAGUCAUCAGAGUACGUCAAUGGAGUUUUCUACUGAAGAAAGUUUAGACGACUCAGAAUAUCCUGAACUCGGUCAGAAGAAAAUGAUGACCAAGGUUACACCACCGGAUCCAUUUGUUUCUCAUUAUAAAUCUGUUAGAGAACAUACGAUAUCCUAUGCUAAGAAUAAAGAGAAAAGAUCUAUAGAAGAAGAAUAUAGACAUAGGAUGGAUAUGGAGAAGGAAUUUCUCGACUUUAAACAACGUCUGAAAAUCACUGAACGCCUCUUUAUGAAAAGAAUACAAUCGCAUACAGUAAAAGACGUUAACAAAGCAAGCUUGAGUCAAAGUAACAGAAAUAAAUCUAAUGAAAUGGAUAUCCCACUUAGAAAAAAUAGAUUUUGUGAUGCAAUGUUUAAAAAAGCGUCGAGAGUAAAGAAAAUGAUAGAAUAUAAACAUAAGCUGUUGAUAAGUUGUAAAGACGAUGAUCAUUUCAAUGUCGAACCAUUUUUAGAAUUAUAUUCUAUCAUUAAUUUUUUUGAAAUGAGCGGAAUGCGUCAGUUGCUGAAAUAUAUUCCAGAAGAUACUGUACAGAACUGUCCAGAUGUGACUCAAAAGUUAGAUGAGUUGAAGAUUUCGGAUGUUCAAGAUAAGAAUGCUUGUAUCUCUCCUUAUAGAAAUUCAGUUGCCGAUCUAAAUGAUUUAAAUGUUUCAUUAAAUUCAAAGUUGUCUCUUACCGAUGAGAAUAAUGUAGAUAUUAAACCAAACAUUAAUCAUUUGUGUGACGUUAAAUAUUCCACAAAUUUUAGAGAAUAUUGUAAUAAUUUAGUAACGUUAUCUCUUAACGAAUCCUUGGAUAAAUUUUUAUCCGAAAUUCGAAGACUACAAAGUAAACUUUAUGGUAGAGAUAAAAAUAAAGGCAAGUAUAAACGUCGUUAUUAUUCAGGCUUAAAGGAGGUACAAAAACACGUUAUUUUGAAAAAAGUACGAUUCGUCGUGAUAGCACCGGAUAUUGAAAAGAUUAUGUCAGCAGGUGGUUUAAACGAAGAAGUUGACAAGUUAUUAGAAAUGUGCAGAAAGAAUAAAACAGUUUAUUGCUUUGGUUUGCGUAGACGGAAACUUGGCUAUUAUGCGCAUGGUAAUGGAUUCGUAAGCUGCAUAGGAAUCUCUAAUUACGCUAAUGCCGAGAAACUCUUUUGGAAUGUUCUCAUUGAAGUAGUAGAAGCGCGAAACGCGUUUGAAAAAUUACAUGGAAAGUCGAAGGAAAUGGUCGACGUGUCCAAGUUAACUGAAGAAAAUGGUCUUUUGAUGGACAACAUUGAAGUUGUGUUAAAAAGCUUAACGUCGAUAAAUUAAGUUCUUCGAAUCGAGUAACAUGAUCUUGUAGUUUGAUAAGGAUCCUAAUAUUCAAUCUACGACAAAAACAAAGGAUAGCUACUAAAAUCAUGAGAGAACGGGGCCAGAGACCCAAGCAGAUCAGACCCAUUGCUAGAGAACGAGUAACACGAAAGGGGAUAUAAUAGCUGUAUAUAUUAAAUAGAAAACGUGUGCAUGUGCAGGUUGUACAUAUAUAUAUAUAUAUGUUG
Polistes canadensis is the source of this 1860-nucleotide messenger RNA. RefSeq lists its product as uncharacterized. The transcript has 7 exons. NCBI's taxonomy places the organism in Eukaryota, Metazoa, Arthropoda, Insecta, Hymenoptera, Vespidae. The record is from RefSeq and is a predicted model, not a curated record. Gene Ontology annotation, biological process: selenocysteine incorporation. Gene Ontology annotation, cellular component: ribonucleoprotein complex. Bases 212 to 1630 code for a protein of 472 amino acids. Gene Ontology annotation, molecular function: ribonucleoprotein complex binding; selenocysteine insertion sequence binding; mRNA 3'-UTR binding.